This is a messenger RNA of Dreissena polymorpha, 1219 nucleotides long. RefSeq lists its product as uncharacterized. NCBI's taxonomy places the organism in Eukaryota, Metazoa, Mollusca, Bivalvia, Myida, Dreissenidae. The transcript is spliced from 4 exons. The coding region runs from base 1 to 1158 and encodes 385 amino acids. The record is from RefSeq and is a predicted model, not a curated record.
AUGGCUCAUGUGCUGCAGGCUGCAUCGAUGGAUACUCUGGAGAUAGAUGUGAGUAGUAGUAGUAGUAGUAGUAGUAGUAGUAGUAGUAGUAGUAGUAGUAGUAGUAGUAGUAGUAGUAGUAGUAGUAGUAGUAGUAGUAGUAGUAGUAGUAGUAGUAGUAGUAGUAGUAGUAGUAGUAGUAGUAGUAGUAGUAGUAGUAGUAGUAGUAGUAGUAGUAGUAGUAGUAGUAGUAGUAGUAGUAGUAGUAGUAGUAGUAGUAGUAGUAGUAGUAGUAGUAGUAGUAGUAGUAGUAGUAGUAGUAGUAGUAGUAGUAGUAGUAGUAGUAGUAGUAGUAGUAGUAGUAGUAGUAGUAUAGCGUAUAGUAGUAGUAGUAGUAGUAGUAGUAGUAGUAGUAGUAGUAGUAGUAGUAGUAGUAGUAGUAGUAGUAGUAGUAGUAGUAGUAGUAGUAGUAGUAGUAGUAGUAGUAGUAGUAGUAGUAGUAGUAGUAGUAGUAGUAGUAGUAGUAGUAGUAGUAGUAGUAGUAGUAGUAGUAGUAGUAGUAGUAGUAGUAGUAGUAGUAGUAGUAGUAGUAGAAGUAGUAGUAGUAGUAGUAGUAGUAGUAGUAGUAGUAGUAGUAGUAGUAGUAGUAGUAGUAGUAGUAGUAGUAGUAGUAGUAGUAGUAGUAGUAGUAGUAGUAGUAGUAGUAGUAGUAGUAGUAGUAGUAGUAGUAGUAGUAGUAGUAGUAGUAGUAGUAGUAGUAGUAGUAGUAGUAGUAGUAGUAGUAGUAGUAGUAGUAGUAGUAGUAGUAGUAGUAGUAGUAGUAGUAGUAGUAGUAGUAGUAGUAGUAGUAGUAGUAGUAGUAGUAGUAGUAGUAGUAGUAGUAGUAGUAGUAGUAGUAGUAGUAGUAGUAGUAGUAGUAGUAGUAGUAGUAGUAGUAGUAGUAGUAGUAGUAGUAGUAGUAGUAGUAGUAGUAGUAGUAGUAGUAGUAGUAGUAGUAGUAGUAGUAGUAGUAGUAGUAGUAGUAGUAGUAGUAGUAGUAGUAGUAGUAGUAGUAGUAGUAGUAGUAGUAGUAGUAGUAGUAGUAGUAGUAGUAGUAGUAGUAGUAGUAGUAGUAGUAGUAGUAGUAGUAGUAGUAGUAGUAGUAGUAGUAGUAGUAGUAGUAGUAGUAGUAGUAGGUAGUAGUAGUAGUAGUAGUAGUAGUAGUAGUAGUAGUAGUAGUAGUAGUAGUAGUAGUAGUAGU